Molecule: messenger RNA, 1415 nt
Organism: Pistacia vera
Lineage: Eukaryota; Viridiplantae; Streptophyta; Magnoliopsida; Sapindales; Anacardiaceae
Exons: 4
Coding region: 38-775 (245 amino acids)
Biological process (GO): peptidyl-proline hydroxylation to 4-hydroxy-L-proline
Cellular component (GO): endoplasmic reticulum
Molecular function (GO): iron ion binding; procollagen-proline 4-dioxygenase activity; L-ascorbic acid binding
Source: RefSeq, a predicted model, not a curated record
AAAAAAGGGGAGAAAGACAGAAGAAGCUCUAAGUUGGAUGGCAGAUGCAGGGACGGGAACGAAGAGGAGAAAAAUGGGUGAAAGAAAAGAAGCUAAUAAUUCCAAGAAAUCAGCAGCAACAAAAUGGCCAAAUAUCAAACCCAAACUAAACCUUCAAAUUCAUCGUCUCAAAGACACAGAUCUCUUCACUGUGAAAAAUUUCUUCACAUCUGCUGAAUCAAGGGCAUUUGUUAAAGUUGCUGAAUCAAUGGGUUUUGCUCAUCAAGGGAGUCUUGGUCCAUUAAAAGGUGAAGCUUAUAGAGAUAAUGAUCGAAUUUCUGUGAAUGAUCCUGUUCUUGCGGAUGCAAUAUGGGAGUCUGGACUUAGCAAAUUAUUUACUGAUAUUAAAAUUCGGGGGAAGGUUGCUGUUGGCUUGAAUCCGAGUAUCAGAUUCUACAGGUACAAGGUAGGUCAACGAUUUGGAAAGCAUAUUGAUGAAAGUGUCAGUCUUGGAGAUGGAAAGCGCACACAUUAUACUUUGCUUAUAUAUUUGAGUGGUGGUGUUAAAGCCAAGGCUAAAAAUGAUCCCAGUACCCCCAAUGAUACUUCCUUGGAGCCUUUAGUUGGAGGAGAGACUGUCUUCUAUGGUUCAAGGAAUAAUCUUGUGGCCGAGGUGGCUCCCACUGAAGGAAUGGCUCUCUUACACAUUCAUGGUGAUAAGUGUAUGUUGCAUGAAGCCCAGAAUGUUACUAAGGGUGUCAAGUAUGUGUUUCGUUCGGAUGUAGUUUUUGCUUGAAGACCAGUUGUUACUAAACCAAGCAGGCCUGGUGAGUUUUUCAUGAUGAGUCAGUUUAUGCCAUAAUCUUUUUGUUUCUAUAAUUCAAAAUCCUCGGUAACCCAGCUUAUUAAGCAUUAUUGUCCAAACAAAAACACAUAGUUUCUUGAGUGACCAAUACCAUAGUGGCUGAUAUGCUGCAGUUGAUAUCUAAUAGAAAUCAUUUUCAUUUUACAAUUUAUUUUAGUAGAAGUUUGUCUUUGACCAGAGGAUGCACUUUUUUAAGUGUGAACAUGUUAUAUUAUCUUUCUGUUCGUGGAUCAAGGAGAUAUUGUUCCACUUCGAGAAUUACCUUGAUACCAUUGGUAUCAUUAAAUAUGCCUUUGGGACUAAAAUGGAGUUUGAGGCAAGUCAAUACUUCCAUGAAGAAAUAACCAAAUGGGGGCUCAACCUAAGUGCAGUGUCGUGCGAGUUUAGGAUUUGGAUCAUUUGAUUUCCAUAUCUGUAUCACAGCUGUUAUGAGAAUAUAUCUAUCUUUAUUCUUUUUUGUUGUAAAGUAUACAAUUCUUCAUUGUCUAGUUUAGGACUUUGCCUACAGAACAACUCUGUUAUGCUCAAAUUUGGUAGCAGGACUUCUCCAUAUAGAUUGUGAAUUUAAAAA